This is a messenger RNA of Gossypium raimondii (Peruvian cotton), 1917 nucleotides long. RefSeq names its product protein DETOXIFICATION 27. Gene Ontology annotation, molecular function: xenobiotic transmembrane transporter activity; antiporter activity. The transcript has 8 exons. The record is from RefSeq and is a predicted model, not a curated record. NCBI's taxonomy places the organism in Eukaryota, Viridiplantae, Streptophyta, Magnoliopsida, Malvales, Malvaceae. Gene Ontology annotation, cellular component: membrane. Bases 98 to 1576 code for a protein of 492 amino acids. Gene Ontology annotation, biological process: xenobiotic detoxification by transmembrane export across the plasma membrane.
GCUACCAUGCAUAUAUUACCUUAAGUAUAUCUAUCUACCAUUCUCUCAAGCAAAUCUAAGAUAGCCCAUAGUCUAUCUUUUUAUUUUUGUCUCCUUAAUGGAUGGUGCCCAUCGGAACAGUGACGAAUACCAUCAACCUUUACUAACAGAACCAAGUUCAAAUGAUGAAGAAACUAUAUUGAGAGAUGAAGAUGGUGUAGAAGGAAAGGACUUGAGGACAAGGCUAUGGAUCGAAACAAAGAAGCUAUGGGCCAUCGUAGGACCUUCAAUCAUCAGUCGUGUUGCUGGUUACUCCAUGAACAUUAUAACCCAAGCUUUUGCUGGUCACCUUGGUGAUGUUGAGCUUGCUGCUAUUUCAAUAGCCAAUACGGUCAUCGUUGGCUUCAACUUUGGCCUCCUACUAGGGAUGGCGAGUGCUUUAGAAACCCUUUGUGGACAAGCUUUUGGUGCUAAAGAAUACCACAUGUUGGGCAUUUACAUGCAAAGAUCAUGGAUCGUUUUACUCCUUUGUUGUUUCUUGUUGUUACCCUUUUACGUAUUUGCUACCCCGGUUUUAAAGCUAUUAGGACAGCCGGACGAUGUGGCGGAGAUGUCGGGGGUGGCGGCGAUUUGGAUGAUACCUUUGCACUUUAGCUUUGCGUUUCAGUUCCCAUUACAAAGGUUCUUGCAAAGCCAGUCGAAGACUGCGGUGUUAGCCUAUGUCUCGUUUGUUGCCUUAGGGGUGAAUGUGUUGACGAGUUGGGUGUUCGUAAACGUGUUGGACUGGGGUGUGAUUGGUGCUUCGUUGGCGUUGGAUAUUUCGUGGUGGGUUGGGGCUUUGGGGCUUUAUAGCUACACUGUCCUCGGUGGGUGUCCUUUGUCAUGGACCGGUUACUCGAUGGAAGCAUUUACAGGCUUAUGGGAGUUUCUUAAACUCUCUGCUGCCUCUGGAGUCAUGCUAUGCUUGGAAAAUUGGUACUAUCGGAUUCUGAUAUUGAUGACUGGAUACUUGUCAAAUGCAACUUUGGCUGUGGAUGCCUUAUCCGUUUGUAUGAGUAUCAAUGGAUGGGAGCUUAUGAUUCCACUGGCUUUCCUGGCUGCUACUGGAGUAAGGGUGGCAAAUGAGCUAGGAGCAGGCAAUUGGGAAGCGGCGAAAUUUGCUACAAAGGUGUCAAUCGUGCAAUCGACAAUUGUUGGACUAUUCUUCUGUGUGAUAGUGUUGGUACUUCGUGAUAAAGUGGCAUUGAUAUUCACAUCCAGCAAUGAUGUCCUUGAAGAAGUUGAUAAGCUGUCUUACCUGUUAGGCGUCACCAUUCUACUCAACAGUGUUCAGCCAGUCUUAUCAGGAGUGGCAAUUGGAUCAGGGUGGCAAGCAACGGUGGCUUACAUAAACUUGGGUUGCUAUUAUAUUAUUGGACUCCCGCUUGGGAUUUUGAUGGGAUGGGUUUUCAAGUUGGGUGUCCCGGGAAUUUGGGGUGGGAUGAUCUUAGGAGGAACAGCUAUUCAGACAGUGAUUUUGGCUAUAUUCACAAUUCAAAGAGAUUGGGAAAAGGAGGCUGAAAAGGCUAAGCAGAGAGUUAAAAGGUGGGCGAAAUGAUCAAACCACGGCAACCCACAAUCAAGGGAUCUACUAAAUGGACAAUGAAUUUUGCACAUUUUGGGAAACCUUAAACUUUCACUGCCAAUAAAAAUCUGUUAAUUGUUUCAAAAUAAUGUUCAAUGCUUUCCAUCCCUGUUUAAAUAUCAUAAGCAAAAAUGUAGUGUUCACCUGUUUUCUAACUCCAAACACUUUGAUUUUUCGCCAUUGAUGCCAGCAACUUCAACCAUUGAUUCAGCCAACUAUGGCGUAUCUGCCAUUGGACUUGUUUCUGAUUGGGUUUGAAAAUGCUUCUGGGUUUAUUGGACCAAAUUAUUACAAUUGGGAUCUUCUACUUUGCA